Zasmidium cellare ATCC 36951 is the source of this 1260-nucleotide messenger RNA. RefSeq lists its product as uncharacterized. The transcript has 7 exons. NCBI's taxonomy places the organism in Eukaryota, Fungi, Ascomycota, Dothideomycetes, Mycosphaerellales, Mycosphaerellaceae. Bases 1 to 1260 code for a protein of 419 amino acids. The record is from RefSeq and is a predicted model, not a curated record.
AUGGCAGCCAUCGUAUCGGGCGUGGAGGCACACCGAACCCAGUGCAGCAUCCGGCAUGACAGGCUCGGCUGUAGCGAAGACCAAGGUCUCCUCACGAUUCGCCUCGAAGGUGGCACCCCGGAGAUGGCUAGUCAAAUCAUCAGCACGCUGCAGCAAGCAGGGAGACACAUAGAGUCCACUCUGGCUGUGGCGAAGACCAGUAAGAGGCAGCGCAAGAAGCAGAAAGCUGUACUCGCCUUGGUCCUCCAUUUGCCAGUCGGGCCACUGACACCGCUCAACUCCUGGAAGACUCCAGGUAUCGACGCUGGUAGACGAGCGUCUGCUUUGAACCUGAUACUUAAGGAGCACCACCGCCACGUCCAGAACUGCUGCAGUGCAUAUGUCCAAGCCGCUGUGACAGGCGGCGCAGACGAGAAAGUUGCAAGCCUGAUUGCAUGCCUCCGGCUUCGCAUUGAUCACGACCAGCCUACGAUCGCAACUUCAGAUCGGCCGACUGACAUUUGUGAACAGUGUUGUUCGGUCUUCGCGCAUUCGCCGGGGCGUCGCUGCAGUACUCUAUACUUGCCCUUCAUUCGACAAUCGGAGCAGUACAACUUUAACGGUAUCUGCGCUCAGAUCAGAACUGGGAUGCAUUCGUCAACCAGUUGCCGGCAAGCUCCUUCACGAACCACCCUGGUGAUCUUCCGCCUCGACCAGCACGAGCUGAUCAAGAUCGAGUUCCCUGGGAUACAUAACAAUGGCAAUGCAACACUCUGUGGCAAUGCAACACUGCGCGGUCACCUCGAGAAGAAAGAAGCUCCGCUUGACGUAUUCUUCAUGACCUGCGCACCACUCAUCGGCAUCAUGGCGGCAUUCGAGAGAAUCUCAGCUCUCGAUCCCACCACCAACGAGCAGUCUUUCACGGACCGCCUCGAGAGCGCGAAUCAUAUCAGUGUCAACAUCAAGGGCAAUGUGAUCAUGCCGCCACAAUGUCACGAAGGUCCUCGCAAGCCCAAAGACUACACGGAACGUCCGCCUGAUGACCAGAACCUCCUUGUUUUGGACAGCGCCUGGGCAGUCGUGGCUCAUUUGUACGGGACCUGCCCUCAUGCCACCGCCGACGAGGCCAGGCAGGGCAGCGAAGUGGGAGAGGAUCCCUCAUCCCAGCAACUCGUCGUUUACGGCAUGGAUCCGGCAAGGAGCAUGAGUCUCGUGAAUGAUCGAGGCAGAAAUGAGGGGGCAGUCGAGGCUUGCUUGUACUAUGGCUUCAGCUCGCCGUAG